Molecule: messenger RNA, 6775 nt
Organism: Microcebus murinus (gray mouse lemur)
Lineage: Eukaryota; Metazoa; Chordata; Mammalia; Primates; Cheirogaleidae
Source: RefSeq, a predicted model, not a curated record
GGGAAAACCGCUUCCAGACAACAGCGCUCCUCAGUGCCCAUGGCAACGGGGUCCUGGACUCCAGUUUCCAGGGAAACCCAGCCCUCAGCGUCUCGGUUGCCAGAGCAACGUCCAUGGGCUCGCUUGGCCACGCGGUCACCAACCGAACUCGGGGCAGCGGGGCACCCAGGCUCGGGAGGACUCGGGACAGCAGAGCCAGGUGCCACGCAGGCGGGGCCGCACGCUGAGGACCAGCCCGGCCGGACAGGUGGGAGCAGGAGACUCACCUGCAGCCGAGCCCCGGCGUUCUCUGGCCCGAGAUGAGCUCUGCCUCCAGUGAGCCCGGCGAAGGGAACGCCCUCCCGCAGUCCCCGCUGGGGCUGGACGCCGUGAUCCGGAGGCUGGAGGACGCCGUCCUGGGCCCCUCGGCCAGCAGAGAAGACCGGGCGCUGACCGUGGGCAGGGAAGGCCGGCAAGCCCCGCCCGCCCCCGUGCCCGCCCGCAUCCGCGAGAUCGUGGCCGGCAGCCUGGCCGAGGAGCCGCCCCAAGGGCUGCGGGAGCCGCCGGCCUCGGUGGCCGGGGCCCGGGAGGAGCAGGAGCUCCUGCAGCAGGAGCUGGCCCGGCUCGGGGACCUGCUGGCCCAGACCGGCGCAGAGCGGGACGAGCUCGCCAGCAGGUACCACGCGGUCAGCGAGCGGCUGCAGGCCCGGCUGGAGACCACCGAGGCCCGGCUGCGGAGGUCGGAGCUGGAGCACAGCACACACCUGGAGGAGGCCCUCGGCCGUCUGGAGGACGCUGAGCAGAGGAGCACCGGCCUGUCCCAGGUCAACGCCCUCCUGCGGGAGCAGCUGGCGCAGAUGCAGAGGGCCAACGACGCCCUGGCCCGGGAGCUGGCGUGGACGACCGGCCUGGCGCUCCGCCUGCGCCGGGAGCUGGACCCGAGGCGCGGGGCUGAGAGAGAGACCCGGAGGCGGCCCCGGGACUUCCUCCUGCUGUGGAGACAGGCCUCGGCACUGCGGACACACCUGGCUGAGCUGCGCACGGCCACCGAGCGGGGUCUCGCCGACAUGCGGGCAGACGCGGCCAGGACCGCCCGGCGCCUGCGCACUGCCUGCCUGAGCCUCGACUGCAACCUGCGGCUGUCGGCGGGCGGCGCCCUGGGGCAGCAGCUGCGGGACAAGGUCGGGGAGAUGCUGCAGCUGCAGGGCCGCUGGGACGCGGAGAAGGUGGCGCUGCAGGCCAGACUCUGCGAGCAAACGCAGCUGGUGGAGAAGCUCACAGAGCAAAACAGGCAGCAGCAGAGAACCAUCGCUUCCCUGGAGACGGAUGUGCAGAGACUGGAAUCCCAGCGCAGUGGAGGCCAGGUGGCGGAGGACCGCUUGAGGGACGAAGUCCGGUCCCUGCGGCGCGCGUUGGCGAGCGUCACCGAGGAGGCCAAGGCGGACGCCGGGUGCCCGGAGCUGGCCUGGAGCCGCAGCACAGAGGGGGAGGAGCCGCGGAGCCCCCAGCGCCCCACGUCGCCCCAGCAGGAGGGGUCCCCACCGCCGGCCCGGCCCACAGCCACGCCGGACCCCGCGCUGCGGGCCGUGCGGGCGGCCAUCGGGAGGCGGCGGCGGCGGGAGCAGGUGGGCGGCGCGGCCCAGGGGCACCCUCCGCUGAGGAGCCCUUACAGCCCUGCCACCGAGCCCCACGCCCCGGGAGGAGGCGACCACGGCCUCACCAGGGUCCUCUCUGGGGGGUCGGAAGCCCUGGCUGGGCCCUGGGGGCAAAGGUCUGCGGGGCAGAGGGCCUCACACCGCUGCCCCACCGGGCAGGAGCUGCACGUGCGGCUGGAGUCCUCGCAGGCCGAGGCCGCCGGGCUCCGCGCGCAGCUGUCCGAGUGCCGGUGGGAGCUGCGCGCCUCGCGGAGGGACCUGCAGGAGCGCGCACGGGACCAGGCGCGCACGCGAGAGGCCCUCGGGCUGGAGGCGUCCGCGGGGCUCCUGGGAAGCCAGCAGCUGGAGGAGAAGGUCUCGGAGCUCAGGAAGGAGCUGGCCUCGGCCCGGGAGGCACUGAGCGCCGCCCAGCUGCAGAGGGACGUUGUGGAGAGCGAGAGGGAGGGCCUACGUGGAGCUCUGGCUCGGGCCGAGUCCAGCAAUGCUGACCUAGAACUGCUCGUGGGGAGGCUGAGGUCAGAGGGCGUGGAGCAAAGGGACUCCCUGGCCCAGAUGGCUGCCCUGCUGGAAGGGCUGGCUCAGGACAAGGGCACCCUGAACCACCUGGUCCUGCAGCUGGAGCAGGAGCGGGACCAGCUGCGGGCGCAGCGGACGGAGCUGCAGCAGGACUGGGCCAGCGCCCGGGAGCAGCUGACGCAGGCAGAGCAGCGGCUGGCGCAGGUGCGGGCUGAGCACCGGGGUCUGCAGCAGGCCUGCAGGCACCUGGAGCAGCAGCAGGAGCAGCUGGAGGGGCGGGCGGCCCAGCUCGGGCGCGAGAAGGCCCAGCUCCAGGAGCAGGUGGGCCAGCUCACACGCAAGACACGGGCCCUGGAGGAGCAGCUGGCGCGGAGCCUGCAGGACCAGGAGACCCAGCUGGACGCUCUGCAGCGAGCCCUGCAGGAGAAGGACGCCCUGUCCGCGCAGCGGGCCCAGCUGCUGGCCGAGCAGGAGGCCGUAGAGAGGCAGGGCCAGCUCGAGGCCAAGGAGGCGGCCGACCUCAGGGCCGAGAGGGACUCCCUGGAGAGCCGCCUCUUUGAGGCCCAGCAGCUGGCGACGCAGCUGCAGGUGCAGCAGGAGCGGCUGGCGGGAGAGGCCCGGAGUGCCCGGCUGGCUCAGCGCAACUCGCAAGCGGAAGCGGAGCAGCUGAGAAGCGAGUGGGAGGCCCAGGAGGCGCAGCUGCGGCAGGUGGCGAGGCAGGAGCGGGAGGCGCAGGGGGCCCUGGAGCGCCAGGCGCUGGCCCAGCUCGAGGACCUGGCGCAGCUGCAGAGGGAGAAGGAAACCCUGAGUCUGGCCCUGGCGGAGGAGAAGGAGGCGGCCGAGUUCCAGCGGCAGCAGGAGAAGGAGCUGGCGGCCAGAAGCGCAUCCGAGAGGGAGGCUCUGAAAGAGGAAAUUCGGAGCCUGAAGCAGGAGCGGGAUGAGAGCCGCCUCCAGCUGGAGCAGGAGAUGCAACAGGCGCUGUCUCUGAAGGAAGCCCAGCUCGGCCUGCUCAGCAAGGAGCUCUCCAAGGCUGACCGCGAGCGGGAGCAGGUGCAGCAGGAGGCCCAGAGCCGGCAGGAGCAGGCGGAGGCCACCAUCCGCGCCACGGCGGAGGAGCUGAAGGCCCUGCAGGCCCAGUUUGAGGGAGCCAUCGCUGCCCACCAGAGGGAGGCCGCUCCCAGCCAGAGUCUGCGGGACAUUGCGGCCCAGAGGAGCGACACUGAGAGAGAGGCGGAGCGGCUGCGGGCUCAGCUGGACGUGGCCCGGGAGGAGCUGGCGGUGCUGCGCCAGGAGCUGCAGGGCGCCGAGGAGAGCUGCGAGGGGCUGCGCAGGGAGGCCCGGGAGGCCCGCCAGGCGCUGGGCAGCGAGGCCGGCGAGCUGGAGGUGCUGUGCCGCUCCAACAGCGAGCUGCGGGCCGCCCUCCGCCGAGCCGAGCAGGACAAGGCCAGUUUUCAGCGGUCGGCGGAGGAGAAGGGGCAGCGGCUGCUCGUCCUGGAGGCGGCGGGCGCGGCGGCGCAGCGGGAGGCCGGGGCACUGAGGGCCGGCCUGCGGGAGCUGCAGCGCGAGCAGGGGGACGCCCGCCGGGAGCUCCAGGAACGCGGCAGACAGGUGAGGAUGCUGCAAGCCGAGAUCCAGAGGGAGAGGCGCGGGCGCGGCGAGCUGCAGGCCCGGAGGGCGCGGGAGACGCUGGAGCUGCAGAGCCAGGCGGCCGAGGCGGAGGCCGCCCUCGGGGGCGCCCGGACGGAGGGCGGCAGGCGGGACGCGGAGGCCCAGCUGGGCCGGCUGUGCUCCACGCUGCGCCGCGGCCUGGCGCUCGGGGGACAGAGCCCCUCGGCCUCCCCCCAGCGGCCAGGCUCCCCGGCCAAAGGCUCCGAUGGCCCCCCGGCUCGGCCUGGGCCGCAGGGCGCCAGCCCCCCCGCCAGCCCCCACUGGCCCCCACGCAGAGACCACGGAGCGGUGGUGGUGGACGUGGCCUCUGUGCGUGACGCUCUGGGGGACCUCGUGCAGAAGCUUUGGGACGCCCAGCGGGGCCGGAACGACUACCGUGUCCAGGCAGCCAGCCUGAGCAGCCGGCUGAGCGAGGCUGAGCGUCAGCGUGCCCAGGCCCAGGGCCACGUGGGGCAGCUGCAGACGGCCCUGGCCCAGCCCGUGAGGAAGGGACGCCCCCUUCGACAGGGACCACCACCACCCAACGACCCCGUGCCCCUCCCGCUCGGCCGCAGCCCCCCUGCUGUUGCCUGCCUGGCCCGCCUCCCAGGCCAAGCCCGGCCUCUUGUCAGCCCAGCCAACCUGUGGAUGGUGGGGGCCGUGGGGGCCCUGAGGCACCUGGCCUGCCACAGCGCCGGCCGCCGGGCAGACGAGCGCGCUGAAGCAGCACCAGGCGUUCGCGGCCUGCAGCGGGAGGCGCUCGGCAGGCUGCAUGGCCGGAGCAUCCUGGCGGCACAACACAAACCACCUCAUCCACCCACACCGCUGUGCGCCAGGCCUGUUCCUGCCUGUCCACAUCCCGGCGACACAGACCUGCGGGACAGCCGGGCAGGUGCCCUGCGCCUCCGUCCCCAGGAGCCCCCCAGGGUUUCCAGGUGGGCCUGCGUCUGUCUCCCCCAGGUGCAGCUGGACGCCCUGCACCAGGCCCUCGAACAGAGCAGGCGGCACAGCCAGGGCCUGGCCAGAAAGCUGAGGCUGCUGGAAGACUGCAGGUGCCAGGAGGCCGCGGGGCUGGAGCCCCUGCAGCAGGCCCAGACGGCGGGGCGGGAGCCGUCUGCCCAGCACCAGCAGGACCCGGCUGGGGAGGCAGAGCGUCCGUGUGCGGCUCGGCUGCAGGCCCUGCAGGCCCCGGAGUCCCCCGAGCAGCCCCAUCAGCGGCAAAUAAAGGUGCUGGAGGAGCAGGUGGCCGCCCUGCGGGAGCAGCUGGACCGGGAAGAGCAGCGGCGGCAGCCACAGGCACAGGACGGCCAGGCCGGGCAGUGAGCCCUGUGCGGCCCGCCGGGAGCCACUGCUGGGAACACCAGCCCGUGCUCCGCACCAAGCGCCCAUCAGGGGCCAAUAGGGUGGGCGUGAUGCUGGCAGAGGGUGCAGGGUGUGUGCCCGCACCCUGGAGCCCCCGGGGGGGGGGCGGGCACACGCUGACCCCUCGGACUGCGGGACUCCUCCCGCCCCCGGGGGCCUCGGCCUGCAGCUGGCGCCGGACCUGCCGGGCUCACUCCUCUGCGACAGCCCCACCCCACCCCCCCGCUGUGGACCGCGGGGCGUCCCGGCCUCCUUUCAGCCCCGCCCGAUCCUGGCGCUCGGCUUCCCUGCAGACGUGCUGAGCUGGCCAGCCUCCCCAGCUGCAUGCGUGCCCUCGGCUCUGUAAACAUGGGAAAACACGUGGAAAACAUUUCCACCGCUGGAGCCAGAAACACAGUGUCCUGUGAGGCCAGCGGCCGCCGCCCCACGCCCAGGGGCUGCGGAACCUCCGUGUCCAGGAACCGCGGCCCGUCGCGGUGGCAGGUGGCUGGAAGUGACUCAGAUGCAAGUCCCCGUGACUCACGGGCCACGAGAGGCAGGGGAGGGCACAUGGGAGCCCCCCACUUACUCUCCAGCCUGUGAGCACCGGGGGAGCCCCGUGGGAACCGGCCCUGGUUGCCACGGAGACCGAGUGGCCAUCGUGGGCCUGCCCAGGCUCUCCUGUUGCGUGUUUGCUCUGCGCCCCUUGCCCAGCCUCCAGGACUCUGGCCCGGGCGGGAAGGGCCACCAGCUUGGGGAGCCCACCCCAUCCAGUCCCCGUAAGCCAGGUGACAGCCAUCUGCCUGGCUGUUUCAAAUCUCUCCAGGACCGAGGAUAGACCGUCCCGGGAGACCUUGUUUUCCCGUUAAAUUAGUAAGGGAGUUACCAUACGUCCUAGAUGGCGCAAAACCAGCGGCUACAAAGAGGUGGGAAACGGGCUUCACUCUUAACUCUGUUGGAAGCUGUGUUGAGAAGGAUUCUGAAGUCCAGCCCCGGCGGAGGGAGGAGCACAGUGACCUGUCACAGAGGAGGAGCUGGUGCCAGCACAGGUGCCUGUUAGGGGCAAACAGUGAACCCCACAGAAGAUGGCGGGCGGGCUCACCCCACUGCUGGACAGCGUCCGCCAGCCGGGAAGGAGACCCCCAGGGGGCUGGACGUGGCUCCCGGCCCCUGGCCUUCAGUACACAGGGCCUUCCCUUGCCCCCUCCCCAGCCUGCAGUUUCCUCGUGGGGGGGCCUCCAUGCCACACCCCAGCAGAGUGGCCUGAGGGUGGGGGCCACGGGAAGGCGCUAGAGAGAGAGCUAGAGAUUCCUGGGAGCUAGAGAUUCCCGGUGGGGGAGCCCCGUGUGCCCCCCGAGGCUGCUGUGUCCAUGCCCUCCUCUUCAAAUCCCUGCAGAGCCCGGCAUGUGGGGGCAGGGCACGCCCUUCCGCUGGCUCGCAGCCCUGCUCACGGGCAGCCCCCACCCUCCUUCGAGGCUCCCUGCAAGCCCUGGGCUCUCCGAGCUUUUCUAUUUUCACAAACAGUUCGAUCAGCAUAGGAGACAGUGUUUUCACUUAUUUGACAAAAAAGCAUCUAUUUCGGACAAGGGGGAGGGGUUUCUAAUGGAAAUAAACCGGCAUUUUCUUGAACACUUCCA